Molecule: messenger RNA, 792 nt
Organism: Chrysoperla carnea
Lineage: Eukaryota; Metazoa; Arthropoda; Insecta; Neuroptera; Chrysopidae
Product: cytochrome P450 3A19-like
Exons: 5
Coding region: 1-792 (263 amino acids)
Molecular function (GO): monooxygenase activity; oxidoreductase activity, acting on paired donors, with incorporation or reduction of molecular oxygen; iron ion binding
Source: RefSeq, a predicted model, not a curated record
AUGAGUGAAUUGGAUCCUAUAAUUACUGAGAAACGUAAGGACUAUAACGAUGACAACCAGAAUAAUUUAAAUGAUUUUAAAGCUGUGAAUAAAAAUGCGUAUAAGAAACCUUUACUAGAUUAUAUGAUGGACUUUACCAAAAACAAUUAUGAUUUUACUGAUGUACAAUUAGAGGAUGAUAUAAAUUUAGUAAUUAUCGCUUCUUUUGAUACAACAUCAAAAACCAUUAGCAUGGUUCUUCUGCUUUUGGCUUUAUACAAAGACGAUCAGAAAAAAGUUUGCGAGGAAUUAUUUCAAGUGCUUGGUAACCGAGACAAAAUUGAUUUUGAUGAUUUACCAAAGUUAAAAUACAUGGAAAUGGUAAUUAAAGAAACAAUGCGAUUAUUUCCUGUUAUACCACUAAUCGCAAGGGAAUUAACAGAGGAUAUUAAUAUAGAGAAUUAUCGACUACCAAAAGGAGCAAAUAUUAUGAUACCAAUAUUUUGUGUGCAUCGAAAUAAGCAUUAUUGGGCUGAUCCAUUAAAAUUUGAUCCAAAUCGUUUUUCACCUGAAAAUAUACAAAACCAGCAUCCUUAUGCAUUCAUACCGUUUAGUGCUGGUCCUAGAAAUUGUAUUGGGGCCCGAUAUGCAUGGAUUUUUAUGAAACAAGCAUUAGCUACACUAUUGAGCCGGUAUGAAUUUCAUACAAAUUUAAAAAGCAUGAAUGAAAUAAGAUUUGAGUUUCAAAUAAGUCUAACAAUUAUAGAUGGAUAUCAACUGAAAAUUACACCAAGGUCAAAGAGGAACAAUUGA